Salvia miltiorrhiza (redroot sage) is the source of this 2195-nucleotide messenger RNA. Its product is annotated as ethylene-responsive transcription factor ERF118-like. The coding region runs from base 998 to 1927 and encodes 309 amino acids. Gene Ontology annotation, biological process: regulation of DNA-templated transcription. The record is from RefSeq and is a predicted model, not a curated record. NCBI's taxonomy places the organism in Eukaryota, Viridiplantae, Streptophyta, Magnoliopsida, Lamiales, Lamiaceae. Gene Ontology annotation, molecular function: DNA binding; DNA-binding transcription factor activity. The transcript has 2 exons.
AUGCAAUUAAUUUCUAUAAAAGAAAUGCAUUUAAUAUCGGAGUCCUCGUUACCUAAAAUCUGAAAUCACCGUUUUUUCACUUUAUUACAUUCCAAACCAAUUUUUAUUACAGUUGGAAUUUAGAAAAUUAAAGAAAAAAGAAAAGAAAAAGUAUUUGGAGUGAGAGUCCACUUUGUUGCAUCAGUAUAUUAGACACUGAGAAGCAGCAAAUAAGGUUUUAGAGAUUAGUCUCCAUUUCUCGGUAGCGGCGGUAGAAGAGGUCUCUCUCACUGUAGUUUCCUGCAAAUUUCUUCUUCGAUACAACCAUAAUCCCUAACUUUGUCAUCUUCUAAUACUUUCGGCAAAAUCGUAUCCAUAGAUUUCUAAUCCUCCUUUUAGUCUUCACGGAGUUUACUUCCUUCGAUUUCUGAUACAUAGAUAGAGAGAGAUAGUGGGAGAUAAAUUUACCCUUUUUUCUCUCUAUUUAUAGGCGCAUCUGAUCCGAUUUCCCCCCUUUUUGGUCUUCUUUUUUUGGGAGGAAGGAGAAGAAGAAGAGGAGAGGAAGAAGAGGGAGAGAGGGCUUAUCGUUAAGGUCUGGAGCAGGCGAUUUUAUGUCGGCAAGUUUUGAUUUGGCUGCUGUGUUUGGGGCUCCGUUGUUGAAGCUCUGUUCCUCAUCUUCUUCCUUCUUCUCUGCUCACUGCAUGCGCGAAUCCCUCUGCUGUUUACCUCAGCAGAGCGCUCUCUCUUUCUUCCCAACUGUUUCGAUGCGUUUGAGGCCCAAAAGGACUUGUUCUGGAGUUCAGUGUUUUGGGGGUUAUCACAUAAACCGGUUCAAUCUCUUCCUCUUCCUGAGAGGACCUCUGACUUAACAACUCCUUCAAUUAAAGCCCUCUUUCAUCUUCUCCAAAAACGUUUUGUUUACCUGCCAUUACCGAUUUUGUUUUGUAGAGUCUAAAAUUUUUUGAGGGUGUUCUUGUUGAGGGGUUAGGGUUUUGGUAGGUGUUUAUUAGAAAAAAAAAUGGCAGAGCCUCGGAAAUCAAUUUCUUCGAACCGUGAAACCCUAAUUAGAAAGCCGAGAAUCAAGCCUCCUUCCACCAAACCGAUGCGGCGAGUCCGAAUCGUCUGCAGCGACCCUUACGCCACCGAUUCCUCCGACGACGAGGCGGCGGCGAAGAGGGUCAAACGCAUUGUCCGGGAAGUCUGCUUCCCGAUCGGCGCAGCAGCGCCGAAAACCCCUGAUUCGGAGAGCUGCUCUAUUCAGGAGAGCAGCAGUGGCGGCGGCGAGAGGAAGACUAGGAGCAACAGCUUGAGCUCUGCGUCGGGGAAAUACAGAGGCGUGCGCCAACGGAAGUGGGGGAAGUGGGCUGCGGAGAUCCGCGAUCCGGUGAAGCAGAAGCGGGUGUGGCUGGGUACCUACAACACCGCCGAGGAGGCGUCGCAGGCCUACGAGCUCAAGCGGUUGGAAUUCGAGGCAUUGGCCGGCAAUGCUGACGGCAAGACUGUUUACUCCAUGGUUGUUACCGAGCGGCCUGCACCCCUCGUCUCCGUCUCCGCAUCGGAGGAUUCGAGUACUGGGAGUGUGGUUUCCCAUACGUCUCCUCCAUCCGUCGACUCCUCGAACUCGACGGACUUGGCAGUUGAGGCGGCGGUUAAGUUCGAGGAUGUCGUCCUCGACGACGAGCUGGCCGCAUUGGCGCGAAUCGGGGAGGAGAUCGAGCUGGAAUUCGAGCUCGACUCGCUCAUGAUGGUGGACGACGACGACAUCGUGUUUGGCCUCGAUGAUCUCCCCAUCUGCGGGUUUGACUCGGCUGAUCAGGGCGGGGCAUUGCCGGAUUUCGACUUCGAUUUCAACUGCGCGGAGGCGGUGUCGUGGAUGGACGAGGCAGCGACGGUGCCGUUGAUGGGAGGAGCAGCAGUGGCAGCACCCCUCAAUAUAGCAUGCCCAUAAGUUUUGCAGCUAGUAGUGUUAUAUUAUUAUUACCAAGUUAUUCUAGUAGAGAGGCAUUAAGUUAUUUGAAAAUGAGUUUGUUUUGAGGAUUUUUAGUUUAUGUGGAGAGUUUGAAGUGAGUGAUGAGCCUUUGGGUUUUCUUGUGCUGUUCGAGCCGUCCAAAGGGCUUCGAGCUCGAGUUGUGUUUUUACUACUAUGUUAUACUAUUAUGUUAUGCUUUUUGAUCUAAAAAUUUGAGGUGUAAUGAAACUUGGAUGUGUUGUUAUGA